AUGAGUAAUGCGGGGCUCAGCUCCACCCGGAGGCAGCGGGCCUGGGGGGGCCUGGUCGGCGUGGCCCUGCUGCUGGCCCUCUGGCUCCUGUGGCUGCUGGGGCCAGCCCCUGGGGGUGCCCCGGGCCCCCAGCCCACGGUCACCAUCCUCGUCUGGCACUGGCCCUUCGCGGAGCAGCCCCCGGAGCUGCCCCACAACACCUGCACCCCCUAUGGCUUGGCCCACUGCCGGCUGAGCACCGACCGAAGCCUGCUGGCCAGUGCCGACGCCGUGGUCUUCCACCACCGUGAGCUGGAGACCCGGCGCUCCCGCCUGCCCCUGGCGCAGCGGCCGCAAGGGCAGCCCUGGGUGUGGGCGUCCAUGGAGUCCCCCAGCCACACCCACGGCCUCCAUCGCCUGCGGGGCGUCUUCAACUGGGUGCUGAGCUACCGGCGGGACUCCGACAUCUUCGUGCCCUAUGGCCGUCUGGAGCCCCGGCUGGGGCCCGCACCCCCGCUGCCAGCCAAGAGCGGGCUGGCCGCCUGGGUGGUGAGCAACUUCCAGGAGCGGCAGCUGCGGGCCAAGCUGUACCGGCAGCUGGCGCCUCACCUGCGGGUGGACGUGUUCGGCCGUGCCAGCCGGCGGCCGCUCUGUGCCGACUGCCUGCUGCCCACCGUGGCCCGAUACCGCUUCUACCUGGCCUUCGAGAACUCCCAGCACCGCGACUACAUCACCGAGAAGUUCUGGCGGAACGCGCUGGCCGCUGGCGCCGUGCCCGUGGUCCUGGGGCCCCCGCGGGCCACCUACGAGGCCUUCGCACCUGCGGACGCCUUCGUGCACGUGGACGACUUCGGCUCGGCCUUCGAGCUGGCCGCCUUCCUCGCGGGCAUGAACGAGAGCCGCUACCAGCGCUUCUUCGCCUGGCGCAGCCGGCUCCGCGUGCGGCUGUUCAGUGACUGGCGGGAGCGCUUCUGCGCCGUCUGUGCCCGCAUGCCCCACCUGCCCCGCGGCCGGGUCUACGAGGACCUCGAGGGCUGGUUCCGGGCCUGA
Molecule: messenger RNA, 1029 nt
Organism: Lepus europaeus (European hare)
Lineage: Eukaryota; Metazoa; Chordata; Mammalia; Lagomorpha; Leporidae
Gene: FUT7
Product: fucosyltransferase 7
Exons: 2
Coding region: 1-1029 (342 amino acids)
Cellular component (GO): membrane
Molecular function (GO): alpha-(1->3)-fucosyltransferase activity
Source: RefSeq, a predicted model, not a curated record